AUGCCACCAACAACAUUGAACAUGGACAUUACAGUCCUUCCUCCAGACGUAUUAUCAUUAUAUGAUGAAUCUUUCUAUGAAUUAGUUCGUAAACUAGCUGGUCCCAUAGAAGCCGACUUACUUGAACUACAAGGAAUUCGUAGUGCUUAUUCAUUGAUUCAUACUGAGGACAUAUUUGAUAUAUUGAAGUAUGAAUGCAAAGCAUUAGAUCAAAUUAAAAAAAAGGCUUGCCUUCUAUUGGACGAUAAUCGAUACAUCAUCAAACCUGGCUGUAAAAGUAAUUUACGUUAUUUCACUCAAUUGCUCAAUGUUAAAAACCAAGAGCACUUGAAAACAAUUGCACUUCGAAUGAAAUCAAAGCAAACGUCAAACGAUGAUAAUAAUAAUAAUAAUAAUAAUAAUACAUUAACAUCUCAAUCAUCAGCACAAGUUCUACCUACGUCUUCACCAUUAUCACCAACUACGGCAACAGGAACAACAGAUCAAAUGAAUAAAAAAAAACAUUAUGAUUUUCUUACUCAAGCACUAGAUGAUUGGUUACUUAGGAAUAAAUUAAAAUUAAAUCUUUCAAACGACAAAUUUAUGGAAGGUACUGACUACAAAUUAAGUUUAUUUUUAAAUCAAGGAUCUGAAGAGGCUAUUAUAUUAUGUUCCUGUGGAGUUCGAACAAAUUUAGCAAAAGAGAGAAUUAAUUUUUCUUUGAGCAAUUACUACAAGCACAUAAAAACAUCGAAAUGUUUGAUGAUGAAAAAAAAAAGAAAAUCAAUUUCAACUAAUACAAAUAAUGAACAUAGUCAAUCAACUCAACAACAAAUAUUAGCAACUGAUACAAUCGAUACUUCGACGACAUCUUCAUCACGUAUUGACAAUAACAAUAGUAAUACUCGUUUGACAUCUAGGAAACGUACAAAAUCCGCUUCGUACACUGAUUCUUCGCGAAAAAUUCGAUCACGUCCAUGA
Molecule: messenger RNA, 960 nt
Organism: Rotaria sp. Silwood1
Lineage: Eukaryota; Metazoa; Rotifera; Eurotatoria; Philodinida; Philodinidae
Source: the annotation of a GenBank genome assembly